Messenger RNA from Prinia subflava (tawny-flanked prinia), 1858 nucleotides. It is a transcript of the gene A1CF, whose product is annotated as APOBEC1 complementation factor. The coding region runs from base 1 to 1770 and encodes 589 amino acids. The transcript is spliced from 11 exons. Gene Ontology annotation, cellular component: nucleus. Lineage: Eukaryota; Metazoa; Chordata; Aves; Passeriformes; Cisticolidae. The record is from RefSeq and is a predicted model, not a curated record. Gene Ontology annotation, molecular function: mRNA binding.
AUGGAAUCAAAUCACAAAUCCGGGGAUGGAUUGACCGGCACACAGAAAGAAGCCGCCCUGCGUGCGUUAAUUCAGCGAACGGGAUAUAAUUUGAUCCAGGAAAAUGGGCAGAGGAAAUAUGGGGGCCCACCACCGGGCUGGGAUGGCCCUCCACCAGAGAGGGGCUGUGAGAUCUUCAUCGGGAAACUGCCCCGAGACCUCUUUGAGGAUGAACUCAUCCCCCUCUGUGAAAAGAUUGGCAAAAUCUAUGAGAUGAGGAUGAUGAUGGACUUCAAUGGCAACAACAGGGGCUAUGCCUUUGUGACCUUUUCCAAUAAACAGGAGGCCAAGAAUGCAAUCAAGACACUCAAUAAUUAUGAAAUCAGGAACGGGAGGCUCCUGGGGGUGUGCGCCAGCGUGGACAACUGCCGCCUGUUCGUGGGGGGCAUCCCCAAAACCAAGAAGAGGGAGGAGAUCCUGACGGAGAUGAAGAAGGUCACGGACGGCGUCGUGGACGUCAUCGUUUACCCCAGUGCGGCCGACAAAACCAAGAACAGGGGCUUUGCUUUCGUGGAGUACGAGAGCCACCGGGCAGCAGCCAUGGCCAGGAGGAAGCUGCUCCCAGGAAGGAUCCAGCUGUGGGGACACCCCAUCGCCGUGGACUGGGCAGAGCCGGAGGUGGAGGUGGAUGAGGACACCAUGUCCUCAGUGAAGAUCCUCUACGUGAGGAACCUCAUGCUCUCCACCACCGAGGAGACCAUCGAGAAGGAGUUCAACAGCAUCAAACCAGGUGCAGUGGAGAGAGUAAAGAAAAUUAGAGACUAUGCCUUUGUGCACUUUAAUAAAAGAGAACAUGCAGUGGAGGCCAUGAAAGCCUUGAAUGGGAAGGUGCUGGACGGGUCCCCGAUCGAGGUGACGCUGGCCAAGCCGGUGGACAAGGACAGCUACGUGAGGUACACGCGUGGCACGGGCGGCCGCGCCCCGGUGCUGCAGGGGGACUACACCUACACCCUGGGCCACCUGUACGACCCCGCCACCGCCUACCUGGGCACCCCGGUCUUCUACGCGCCCCAGGCCUACGCAGCCAUCCCCAACCUGCACUUCCCCACCGCCAAGGGGCUCGGCAACAGGAGCAUCCUCCGGCCCCCCUCCGUCCGAGAAAUUUACAUGAAUGUACCUGUAGGGGCUGCGGGCGUCCGAGGCCUGGGAGGCCGCGGCUACCUGGCGUUCCCGAGCCUGGGGCGCGGAUACCACCUCAAGGGAGACAAGAGGGGAGAGGAAAAGCUCUACGACCUGCUGCCAGGGAUGGAGCUCACCCCCAUGAACCACGUCACGCUAAAGCCCCAAGGGAUCAAACUCGCCCCUCAGAUCUUAGAAGAAAUCUGCCAGAAAAACAACUGGGGACAACCUGUGUACCAGCUCCACUCUGCCAUCGGCCAGGAUCAAAGACAGCUCUUCCUCUACAAAAUCACCAUCCCUGCCCUUGCCAGCCAGAACCCCACCAUACACCCCUUCACACCACCCAAGCUCAGCGCCUACAUCGACGAGGCCAAGACCUACGCGGCUGAGUACACCCUGCAGACCCUGGGCAUCCCCGUGGAGGGGGCAGAGGUGCCUCCUGCAGCGCCAGCUUUCCCAGGAUACACCAUUGCUAACGCAGCUGCCGCCGUCACAGCCACCCAGCUCAAGCAGGCGGUGACAAUGGGACAAGACCUGGCUGCGUACGCGACCUACGAGGCCUAUCCCGCCUUUGCCGUCGCCGCGCGGAGCGACGGCUACGGAGCCUUUUAACCCAACUCCCUCAAAGCCAGCGCGGGCAGGCAGGGAAAGGAAAACAACCUCAGUCUGGUAAUUCAACACCCUCACGAUUUUAAGCUAA